AUGGCAUCGGCUCCAGCAAUCAACUCCAAUGGUCCGUCGUUCGCUCAGUACAAUGGCCCGUCGUCCGCCUUCAAACCGUAUGACACGAAAUCCGGCCAAACUGCCCCAGUUGCGCCUUUUCCGGGGCCAUCCAUGCCGUUUCAGCCUUCUAACCCCUUUCCUUCCACACAAGGAAUCCCACCUCCGGUUCAGCAGGUACCUCCUGGACCGGUGUACCAAACUGCUGUUGGAAGUUCUGCCUCAGUGGUGCACCAGAAUAGCUCAUAUAAUUCCAGCGUACAUAUGGGCCAUCCCAAUCCUCCCUGCGCCUUUGGCGCACAUGACACUCGAUUAUUUUAA
Molecule: messenger RNA, 339 nt
Organism: Cooperia oncophora
Lineage: Eukaryota; Metazoa; Nematoda; Chromadorea; Rhabditida; Trichostrongylidae
Source: the annotation of a GenBank genome assembly